CCCAACAACCUCUGCAAUGGCUGCGGUGAGAGUCCUCCGCGAAAUCCAAAUCUCUCCGUCUCUUCCAUUGCAGCCUCCUCAGCCGCUCACAUUCCUCGACAUUAUGUGGCUCCAAAACUCACAGAUGGUAGAGAGGCUCUUCUUCUACCACUUUCCUCAACCCAUCUCCCACUUCAUAGAUAGCAAACUGCCAGUCUUCACUGAAUCCCUCUCCCUCACCCUCCGCCACUACUAUCUUUUAGCCGGAUCCAUCCGCCCCUCUCCUGAUUCCGUCGAACAAUUCGAGAUCGUCUACACCGAAGGAGAUUCAGUCAACAUCACCCUUUCCGAAUUCACUGGCGACGACUUCCGCAACAUAUCCGGCCACCAUCCACGAAGCCUCAAAAACCUCCGUCUUCUGGUCCCCAAACCAGCCAAGUCGUCGACAUCAGGUGGCCAAUUUCCGCCCAUCUCGAUUCAAAUCACGCUUUUCCCGAAUCAAGGUCUCUGCAUAGGCUUUGCAAUAAACCACGCUGUGUGCGACGCAGCCGGAUCAAUGCGAUUCAUCCGUUCGUGUGCCGCCGCCUGCCGCUCUGCUGCUGAACCCAACCUCGAUGACAUCUACCCUCCAUUCCUCGAUCGAUCCAUUAUUAUCGAUACCCGCGGGAUACGUCGUAAAUUAUUCGAGAACAUGCGUCAGUUCAAAGAGUGCUGCGAAGAGCAUUUGAAGAAGGAGGAUACCAUGGCACUUUCCGAUCUCGGUUAUGUCUCUGCUACGUUUACUCUGGGUGAAGAUCAGAUUUUGCGGCUGAAGGAGCGCGUGCAAGCGAAGGCAAUGGAACAGGGGACAAAGCCACCAUCGUUUCACAUGUCUGCUUUUGUUGUAACCUGCGCUUUUGUAUGGAAAUGCCUCGUGAAAGCUCGGGGAUACGACGGAGUCAUCAGCCAGCGUUUCGGAAGCCCUGUGGAUUGGAGAUCGAGGAUGAGGCCGCCCAUCCCAAGCAAUUACUUUGGGAACUGCUUGGGGUUUUUCAUGGCGGAGUUGAAUUUUGGAGAUAUGGUGGGAAAGAAUGGGAUGGAGUUGGCGGCCAUUGAGAUUAGGAAGAGCAUAGAUUGGUUGCAGGGGAGAGAUAUUGGUGAGGUAUUAAUUGUAGCGACAGAUAGGUCUGGGGAAGUGAAGAAGAGCAGGCCUUUGUCGGUUGCUGGAUCGCCGAAGCUGAGGGUUUACGAGGUUGAUUUUGGGUGGGGGAGGCCGGUGAAGGUGGAGAUUACAUCUACUGUUGAGACGGGAGCCAUAUCGCUGGCUGAGAGCAGGGAGGAGGAAGGAGGAUUGGAGGUUGGUUUGGUGCUCUCUGAAGAGGAAAUGAGCAAGUUUGGGACCAACUUUUCAUCUGGUUUGACAGAGUAAUCUCCAUUCUUCCUCCAUAAAAUCAUUAAGGUAUGAAUUUGUUCGACAGUGCCGAUCUCAAAGAAAGAAAUAUUAUAUGGUGAUUAAGUUCGUGCGAAUUGACGGGAAUUUGAUAUAUUUUAGGGCAUAUUGAGGAUGUAUUCAUCGAAGUGCAUUCUUAAUAUAUCCUAUAAUACACUUAAUUCACAUAUAUGUGGGGGAUAAUCACAUACAGAGCACAAGCACAAGAAACAUUACUAUUUACGUCGGCAUGUAAUAUAAAUGACUUGCGGAAAGGUGGUAAUCCAA
Phalaenopsis equestris is the source of this 1675-nucleotide messenger RNA. RefSeq names its product phenolic glucoside malonyltransferase 2-like. Bases 17 to 1387 code for a protein of 456 amino acids. The transcript has a single exon. NCBI's taxonomy places the organism in Eukaryota, Viridiplantae, Streptophyta, Magnoliopsida, Asparagales, Orchidaceae. The record is from RefSeq and is a predicted model, not a curated record.